GCAACGGAUUUGGGAGUCUACUGGCGCCUCGUAGAAGUGCACUUUCCGGGCGGUCGGGAGGCCGAAGACCUGGUCUGUCAACUCGGUCCACAUUUGGCCGAACUGUCUGAGGCUGAAAUUCUUUUUCUAGGUCCUGUGGACGCAUCAGGCAGCCUGAAACACACCUCCUUGCUGUUCGCUCUGCCCUCUCUCCUCUUCUCUUCCGAGGCCGCCGGCAACGGGUCAGGCGAAAACACGGAUUUUUCAAUGUCCUGGCUUGUCGGCUGGCUGACCGACCGUCUCCGUCCGAAGGAAGCUGGCUCCAUCGAGUCGACCAGACUGGAGGCUAAAGGACGACUCUGUCCAACUGACCGGGAAUUAGAAUCCUCCGGUCAGACCAACACUUCAGGCUGUCCUGGAGGAUCUGAAGAGCGCUGUGUUGAGCAGAUAAUAUUACUGGAUGAGCUGGGCUGUGAGCUGUUGCCACGGCCACUGACGGAUGGGCCGCCGAACAAACCAUCCCUUCGGCAGGAAGGCCCACACUCACAGAAAUCCUCAAAUGCCUCUUCUUCCAAUCUUCUCCCCUCUCCCUCCUCUCGCCUCAAGAUCCCUAGGAGGUCGUCUUUUCAGCGACCGCGUCGUCCUGGCUUGUUACUCUGGCCGACUUCACAACUUGACACACAGACCUCGUGCUUUAGGGCCUACCGGUUCGCCUGGCCGCGCAUCGUCUGGAGGGCUGUUUGUGUGCCGGCCUCAGUGAGUUUCGGAUGGGUUCACGUACAUUAA
Messenger RNA from Protopolystoma xenopodis, 765 nucleotides. NCBI's taxonomy places the organism in Eukaryota, Metazoa, Platyhelminthes, Monogenea, Polystomatidea, Polystomatidae. The record is from the annotation of a GenBank genome assembly.